Molecule: messenger RNA, 1332 nt
Organism: Adineta ricciae
Lineage: Eukaryota; Metazoa; Rotifera; Eurotatoria; Adinetida; Adinetidae
Source: the annotation of a GenBank genome assembly
AUGUCGUUAGAGCGCAGAAUCGGCAAACAUUAUAAUGACGUUUACAACACUUUGAGAGACAUGUCGAAAGCUAGUCGGAGUACAUCAACCCAUGCCAAAGUGACGUAUAGUAAGGCAGCCACUCGUGAGGGCGGGGUAGAAACAACAACAACACAAGUUCGGCAACCAGCUUCUUCUUCUUCUUCACGUCGUGGCUCAGGUUGUUCCAAAACGCGACGAAGCUUAAAAUGGGCAGUUAUCAUUUGUGUUACACUCGGGCUUUUGAUCAUCGCAGCUGUUGCUAGUGUCAUAAUUUACUUUAAACUUGUGAAGAAAUCUAGCGACCAGUCCAUUUCGAACCAAUUGGUAAAGCGGUGCGUCAGCGACACGAAUACUUGCCCACAAGAUCCACACUUUUUACACUGGUGCAUGGGCGAACUUGUACAAACGAGCUGUACUGAUGUAGUCGCUUCUUCAUCAAAGCAAUGCAAGUGCCAACCCUGCAUCAACAUAUUGGACGGCUUUUUCUCAAAUGAACAAGCUGUUAGAGCAAUGCUGGACUCGCUGGAAGAUAUGGUUGAUCAGCUGAUAAAAACCGGCAUAGACACACCUCUCACCUCUAUCAAAGGAUAUCAACCAAUAGCAGAUCAAAAUGCUUUAGCUAUGGGUGAAAAAUGCGCAAAUGUUUCUUUCAACAGUGUCUCACGACGCUCCGAGAGAGCCUUGGACGCAGCCUGCGAAAAUAGAAUGGCUAGAGAUUUAGCCCUUGUUGCAAUUCAUAAAGCAGUGGCUUGUGCCGUAAUGACCGCUUGGUUAUUUCCUGUGGCACCGGCUGCUUUUGCAUCGUGCUUUUUACCUGGACUUUUUAUUGAUUUAAUCGGGAAAGCAGUACCUGUUCUUAUUGAGUGUUGGAAAGACUGUCCGCCACCUCCAAGUGAUCUUCUGAGCAUCCUGAAAGAUUAUUUCCAAGGCGUUGCACGCAAAGUGCCAGUUGAAAUAGGCAAAAAAAUUCCGGAAGGUUAUUUCAAAGGCCUUGGCAAAUUCGAAGGGGCUAUGGCCGAAAUAUCUCUGAAAAGUCUUGCAAACUCUGUUGGCAAGAUCGUUAGUGUCUUGGAUACGGCUGAAGCUGUUAGAACAGCUUUGAUGACGGAUUGUAAGAAAACAACAACAACACCAACAGGAACAAACUAUGAUGGUUGCUGCUGUACGCUUGGUAGCCCAAGCGAGUGUCAUUGCGUUUUGCCGGGUGGAAAAAAAGUUUCCACAGGUGUUAAGUGGAGAUGGGAACUGUAUUGCUACACUGGCUGUGCUUCGCACUGUGUACCUGCAACAGACUGUCAUUCGCAUUGCUAA